This is a messenger RNA of Verticillium dahliae VdLs.17, 645 nucleotides long. RefSeq lists its product as uncharacterized. Bases 1 to 645 code for a protein of 214 amino acids. The record is from RefSeq and is a predicted model, not a curated record. The transcript has 3 exons. Lineage: Eukaryota; Fungi; Ascomycota; Sordariomycetes; Glomerellales; Plectosphaerellaceae.
AUGUCUAUCGACAGCGGAGAAAGCAGUAUUCAGCCGGGCUCGCCUGGGGUCGCCAACGGAGUUUCUGCUCAAGUCGGUCAAUCGGCCGCGACGGUAGAUCAAAGUGCCGAGGUAGCGCCAGUCUGGAGAGUAAUACUCGCUACCUCACCACGUGGUGUACCGCUGUCGACGCUCCAUUUGGUAGAGAUCUCCAAGAUGAUCGAUCACCUUGACCUGGGAGGCUGUGCCGUAGUGUUAAGUCGUGGAAGCUCUACAUGGAGCUCUUUGGUACCUGACUGUGCGAAUGAGAAGUCGAGAAAGGCCAGGUCUCGGCAAUACACCAGAGUAACCAACAAAAGCAAUCUUGCAGCGGCUCAGAGAGGCUUCACCAAGAUGCUGGAAAAUCCGGCUUCGACUCUCUGUCCGUCUUCGUGGGCGAGUAACCUCAGGCAUUCCAGUCUAGCGACACCUCGAUCUUCCCUCACAAUGUCUCGUCAAAGCGCUCUCGAUCGCAGAUGUCUUCUGAGUUGGGCUGGCUGCUUCCGUAAUGGCAAGGCAGUGAGAGUAGAAGACCAGAUUCGAGGCCAAACCCGAGAACUGGGCGCAAUAAUCAACGGGCCAACCAAACAAAUUCUUGCAACCGAAGGGCAGGGAACCUCAUCCUAG